This is a messenger RNA of Orbicella faveolata, 5366 nucleotides long. RefSeq names its product cilia- and flagella-associated protein 74-like. The record is from RefSeq and is a predicted model, not a curated record. NCBI's taxonomy places the organism in Eukaryota, Metazoa, Cnidaria, Anthozoa, Scleractinia, Merulinidae.
UGGCCGCCGUGUUUUGUUGUUCAACGGGUACAAUCGACUUGAAAGUUGACAGGCUCUAAAUAACAGCUUGUUUACCUGUUGGAAUUGCUAUGCUUUAUUGAUUAACUCGUUGCGCUUCGAAAUGGGAGCAUCUGAAUAUCUUGUGUAACAUUUUUAGCCUGGAGUUGAAUACUGUGAAAGGAAUUCUACGGGAAAGAUUUGUCUCAAGUGCCUGAUCUGGAAAGCUAAGACUUAGCGAGCUAUAUUUCCGAUAAUGACCUGUUAUUUUCCAGUGGAACAUUCUAUCAAACGGCCAUUUCAGCAGCUCCGUAACGAUCCGUGACUGAAGAGUUGCAACUAGACACUCUUCAUACCAUAUCUACACAUGAGAAUGGUUGUCAUUGGAGACCGCUGAAUCGUUGAAUUUUGUUGCAUUGGCUGUGUUGGGACAAAAUAUAUUGUUACAUUUGUACAUAAAAGGUAGUACAGAGCAACCAAGGCCCAUUUACCGAUAUGGAAGUAGUUGAUUUAGAAAAAAAGUCCCUUGAAGACACAAUGGAGGAACAUGGAUUUUAUGAGACAAAUGAUCAAACAGCUGAUGCUGAUACCAACGGCGAACUGACUCAAGAGGAUGUUGAUAAGUUUCAACAAAACCAUUGGCAGUUUUCUGAUGAAGGGCCAAUUGAAUAUGAGAGUGAUCCUUCAUCUGAUAUUGACAAGAAUUAUUUCAGUGAUCAGGAAUCUCUCACAGGAAGUAUGGAUGGUGGAAUGGAAGAGGAUGAGUACACAUCCGAUCCAAUCAUUCAACAAAGGAGGCAGGAGAAAUUGCAACGUUUGGCACUAAGGCGUCAUCUAGACCAACUGAGUGAACAAGUCCUGGAGAAAGACUAUCUUGUAUCACAGUUCAGAGAAGAGCUUAGUAAAUGUCAAGAACACAUGGAUCAACUGCAGAAAGACAAAGAAUUGGUCAGCAGUGAAAUAGAAGAAGCUCAGUCUCAAAACAACAUGGCUUCACUAUACAGACUGAAGGCUUAUCACUCCAAGCUGUGCGAUGAAAUAGAUGCUGAAAAAGAUGUGGGAAGAGAAAUUUCACACAGGCUUGAAGAGGCAGAAUUUGCUCUUGCACAAGCCACUGUUGAACAAGGAAAAUUCCUUCUUGCUGGUAAAGAACUCGAAAAAGAUGAGAAACUCAUAGAGAAACAAAAAGCUGAGUGGUCAGCUGUUCGUUUACGAAAGGAAAACAUAAGUGCAGCAGCUGCUGAGAGGUGUGCCUUUCUUUACAGAGUUCGUCAGAAAGAAGCAGAAGAAGAAGAGCGUUCUCGUGAAUACAUGGAGGACAGAAUGCAGGCCAUACUGAGCCUCAAAGGCAACAUUGAGACUAACAAGGAAAAUCUUCGGGCCCUACAGGCCCGGGAUUCUAAAUUGAGGCUUGAAAAAGAAGAGGAGGAACUGAAGGAGAGGCAGGAGAUCUUAGCACAGGGGUUGAACCCUGAUGAAGAGCUGACACGUAGAAAGAGGAUCAGGCAGUUUGAGAAGGAUAAGGAAGCAUACGAAAGGAGACAGAGAGAGCGGCAGGUUGAAAUUGUUGACAACAUACUGAAGGAAGAAAAACAGAUGAAAAAACGUUAUCAGCAACAGCCUCAACUGUGGCCCGAAAAGCAAAGAGAGAGGGUUAAGAGAAUAAGCAGAAGACGUCCGAAACCCAAGUUUUUCAAGUCUACAAGUGGAUCGUCUUCUGUAGAAUACAGUGCUGAUGUAGAGGACACUGGGGGUCAACACACACCAGGUAAACUUGGUGCGGUGUCUUCAGAAGAUGAUGAGGAUGAUUUCUCUCCUUAUGGCGAGACAAGUCGAGAUGAAGCCAAGGAAGGCCUGCUAACAGACAAGCCUGAAAUGAUGGAGAGAGCUCUCAUGAAGCAAAGAGCUGGAAUUGUUCAAAAACAGGUCGCAGCUGGAAGAGAAUUUAAGGGUUGUGCAUUUUACAGCAAACCUGAAGUCAUCGUGUUCAAGGACUUUGAUGUUGGGAAGUCUUACAAGAAGAAAAUCCUCUUAACAAAUAUCUCGUACACUCAGAACUUUUGUAAAUAUGUUGGAAUGUCGCACAUUCUGAAAGACUUCAUAGAAGUGUUUUUUGAUCCGCCUGGUGUCAUGUCUGCUGGUUUGACCUGUGAUUUUGUAGUGACAUUUAAGCCCAUGCUGAACGAAGAUUUGGUCGGUCACAUAGAUUUCCUUGCCCAAACAGGACCAUUUUCAGUUCCAAUUAGAUGUGUGACAAAGAAAUGCCAGAUCUCUGUUGAUGUGACUGAAGUCGAGUUUGGCAGUCAAGUUCUGGGAGAAACAAGGAAAAGAAUUAUCAAUGUGACAAAUAAUGGAGCAUUAGGAACACAGUUCAUAUUCAGAAAAAUAACAGGUUUGGCAAGAUCACUCUCAUCUUCAGAGCUUAGCUCAAUUGGCGGAAUGACCGUGACUGAUGAAAAUGUCGCUCAGCAAGAUUCCAACCAAAAUGGUCAACAACAAAAUCCUGAGGGGAUGGUAGAGGACGUGAAAGAACCUCAGGGGGCUGGGGUAACAGCAGCGCCUGGAGAUCCAGAUCAGCAAGAAGGGGAAGAUGUAAACAAGGCCUCAGCGGUCCGAUCUGGCAGUGCAAUUAAGUUCGAAGAGGGCUUGGGUACUACUGAGGAAGACGCUUCUGCUGCGGUAGAGGAGCCUGGGGAACAGCCAGAUGCCGAUCUUCCUUCAGCUGCGGUGCCCCAGACAGCUAUCUCGUCAGUUCCAACCGAGGUCUCCAUCCUAGAAGGUCUUAGAGUGGGAAAGGCAAGUACCCAUUAUUUAACACGCCCAGUUCCCUUCACAGUGAGGGGUAUAGUGACAUCAUCAGAUAUAGAAUUCAACGUACAAGACAUUGAUUUUGGUUUUUGUACGGUAUUGGAGUCGGUGAGACGAACCGUGACUAUUACAAACAAGUCUGUAUUACCACAGCCGUUUGGCUUCUGUGGAGUGCCUGAUACAGUUGAUGUUCAACCGAAUGACGGAUUUGGUACACUGCUGCCGCUAGAAAGCUUUGAUGUGGACAUCAUGUUUAAUGCUAAAAAAGCCAAGGAAUACGAGUUUGAUCUAACCUGUAAAACUGGUAUUGGGCGCGAGUUUAAGCUGCGCUGCCGAGCUGUUGGUGUUCUUCCACCGCUGGAACUCUCGCACUCUGUCAUUAAAAUGAAGGCGACCGCUGUCUCUGACACGUGUGCGGCUCACAUUGAGGUCAUCAACUCUCACACCAGCGCAAAUGAAUUUACCCACCCUGUCCCCAGGAUUGGAUCAGGGCCCAUUGUUGAGGUGGGCCCCACGUCGUUCGAGUUUGUGGUCCCUGCUGGAGCACCGCUGACUGUGUCCCCAGCUGUAGGAUGUGUCAAUCCAGGAGAGCGUUGCUUGGUUCACGUGACGUUUAGUCCCCGGAUGGAUCCAAAUAUGGUGCGACAGGAGGGCGUACGUAUGAUGGAAAGAGAAGCUGAGGCUGAGAGAAAGAGACAAGAGCAGGCCUCGCCCCAGGAAAAGCUUCAGGAACAACCUUCCGGACAGAAAAAGAAAGGCGGGAAAGCUGCUCCCGCGGGAAAAAGCGCCAAGACAUCACCAAAACGAGGCGGUACACCGAGCGCGCCAAACCUCACCACUAGUACCAAGUCCCCCGCAAGAACUUUCAGUAUCGAUGAUGUUGUUGACGGUUGCAAUGAAUACGAGUCAGCUCACCUAGCUCUACUCAGGACUUAUCAGAACGCGUUUUCGCGGUACGUGAUUCCUUGCUUUGUCGCGCCGGGAAGAUGCACUGAACCAGAGUCCUUGUCAUGCAGUGUACACAACACUCUAUACCUAGAGGUGCAUUGCCCGGCUGUGCGACCCCAUAUAGUCGUGGUCUCUGAUUGUGGAAGGUCCGUUGUGGACUUUGCAAAUGUGUCACUAGGUCAAUGCGAAGUUAAAAGUUUCACCAUCCAAAAUAUCUCCGAUGAGCCAUUGCGGGUAAGUGCAGUNGAAAAAGCUCUAAACUCCGUGCGUUGGUCUGCAAGUGUUAAAUCUUUUUUAAUGGGUUUUCUUUUCCAGAUCUCCAACACGUCAGAGCUGUCAAUCACCUAUUCACUGAAGCUUGACAGCUUAUCGCCAUUACGUCACAGCCGCGCACAAGUGUUACCCAGGUUCCUCCCGCCGUUUAACGAAUUACCAGAAACUCAGCAGCAUGCGUUAGGUCCGUCCAACUACAAUGGUAUGGCUGUAUUUGACUGUGUUCCGGCCCAAGGGAUCAUUGGCCCAGGCGAGUCUAACGAAAUCACAAUAUCGUUUAACCCGGAUCACGCUAGUGAGCUUUACGCUGACGAAGUUUCUGUUGAAAUUAAUAACGGGGAACAACCCUACUCUGUCAAGCUACUGGGCCGCGCCUGGUCAAAUAUCGUGUACUUGAGGGGCUGGGACGAGCUGAUGCCCAGUGCUGAAUCACUAAGAGCAGAAGUGGAGGAGGAGGAAGAAGAAGAUGGAAAAGCAAUCCAGAAGACUGUCCUAUUGACAAUGAAGAGCGUUUCAACUCCAGAUGGAUUUGAGGCCGCGGAAAGAGCCGUAGAGAUUGGCUGCAUCAAGUCCAGUAUACAAACUAAAAAGUCCUGUGACUUUUACUUUGACAAUCCCAAGGAGGCUAACGAGAGAGGAUUUAACUUUGAACCUCUUAAGGCGGGUGUCGAUAUUGGCGUAAAAAAGAACAUCGUGUUUCGGUGGCAACCUCCUGCAGGACAUGACCCCAAUGAACCUGUUAAUACCAGCACAAUGCUGACAGUGAAGAGUGACGUCACAACUCAAUACAAGAUCCUUCUCCAAGGUCUAAUUACUACAGAGCAUAGACACCCGGAUGUUAAUAGUCACGUGGACUCGGUAGUUGAAGAAACAUGAGUUAUUCACAUGUUGUGCUCGUGAUGCCUGGAAGUUCAAAAAUCUACAAUGCUACACAUCUACUCUGUCAACUUGGAGCAAGUUUCAAUGGACUACACAACGAUUUGGUUUGGCUUAAGCGACCCUAUUGAGGACAGCGUAUAUUUGUGUGCGUCUAAACUCCUCCGUAAUUGAAUCGUGGUUGUGGACUUGGACAUGACACGUAUCAUACUGAGGAGUCAAGAUAAAUAAUGAUAUUUUACCCCGCGUGCGUGUCUAUUUAUGUUAGUCGAUGUAUCAGCACCAAGUGUCACUGUUGUUCAAAGAUGGUUAUCGCAUGGAUUUGUAAUAUUUGCGUUUUUAUAAGAUAAGACGUCAUAUAUUGUUUUGAUAGUGACGCGCAGUGUUUGGUAUCACUGCGUUUUGAAGCCUCCUGUGUAGCAAGCUUGUAUGCAUUAAGGCGUGAAAAUAAAGCUUAGAAGGUA